This is a messenger RNA of Microthlaspi erraticum, 300 nucleotides long. Lineage: Eukaryota; Viridiplantae; Streptophyta; Magnoliopsida; Brassicales; Brassicaceae. The record is from the annotation of a GenBank genome assembly.
AUGCUCAUUCCACCUUAUCAGAAAUUCCUGAAGGAUGCUGUUCAGCAAAGAACCAGGGAGGCGCAAGGAAUGGUAGUGUUGACUCGUGAGUGCAGUGCAAUCAUUCAGCGGAAGGUCAUCUCCGACAAAAAAGGAAGAUCCGGGGAGUUUCACUUUGCCCUGCAUGUUGGGACCCCUAUCUUUCAAAAACAGCCUCUGCGACCUAGGAUCAUCUGUCAGCCUCAUGCCUUUGUCCGUAGCAAAGAGACUGGGAUAUCACAAGUAUCAAGCCUGCGGAAUCUCACUAGUCUUGGCAGAUAG